GUAUGAAACACCAAUUUUACUUUCUUAUCGUCUAAAACCAAAUCAUCAACUAACUGACUACGAUCGCUCACAUUCAGUCCGACUCGCCGAAGAAACUUUCACCCUGUUUUCCUGCGCAAACGUCGCGACGAAAGACGGCAGAUUAAUUUGAUUUCAUGUUUAGCAACGUGAUUCGCGCCAAUGUCGACAGUGCUCAUGGCAGCGUUGUUGAGAGUGUGGAUCCCGGUCGUGUUGGCGUUUUUGCUCAUGGCAUCCGCAGCGUGGCUCCUGUUUUUCCAACGCACGGAUUUAUCGCAAGGCCUCAACGAAAAACUCGGCAAAAUCAAAGACGAAGACCUGGACGGCUUCUUCACCAAGUUGUACUGGUACCAGUUCCACGGCGGCUUCCUACCACUGCUUGUUCGCGACGCCCUCGACCUACUCCGCUACAGCUUCCUCGUCGCCAUAGCCUUGUUCAUCAUGAACUGUCUCGACCUCGACUGCCUGUCCCCGUACUUGGACAUUAAACGAGGGGCGGCCAAUUGGCUCCGGAAACGGCCGACGAUUUCAUCCGCCUUGCUGACACCGCGGGCCUGCCUCGAACAAGUGGCGGAGAGUGGCGGCAGUGCGGCGUGUUUAGCGGCGGCGUUCAUUUACUUUUGCUUCUUGGUCCUCCGCGCGUGUUACCACUUCGCACUCGGCUGGGAGUUGCGGGAAUAUUACAGAGAUACUCUGGGAAUAAUUGAUGAAGAUCUGGAUUUACUGGAAUGGAGGGACGUGGUGGAGCGGGUUCAAGCCGCGGCGGCACACGGCCGCCUCUGCUUCACUCGCUCCAUGCUUUUGACGGAAUUGGACAUGUGCAACGUGAUCCAGCGUCGAUCCAAUCUCCUGCUGAGCCUCGUGGAUGCGUCCGUUCUCGAAACUGUAUUCCACGUCCCACUGCUCGGCACUUACAUGUACAUGACUCAUGUUUUGUGGAUCAACUUGGAGCUGCUAUUUUUCGAUUUCCCCUUCUCCCCCUGGUGGCGCCACUCCCCGUUCCUGCGCGGCCGCCACUUGCAGCGCCCCUUUCGCGAUUCGCGACAACGAGCAAAGGCCGUGCGGUGGCUCAAGCGCCGCAUCCUCUGCUUCGUGGCGGCCAAUCUUCUCCUGGCGCCACUGCUACUCCUCUAUCGCGUCUGGGACACCAUUUGUGGAUGGCUAGAGACCAUGAAACGGAACCCCGGGGACAUGGCGUCGCGGAACUGGUCCGUGUUUGCAAACAGACUGCACCUCCGACACUUGAACGAGCUCGACCACGAGAUCAAUUACCGACUCAACUCGGCCUGUGAACCGGCUACGAUGUAUAUGCAGUGCUUUGACAGCCGAUCGCUGUCCGUGCAGUUCAUCCAGAUGAUAGCUUAUUUGAUGACAAGCGUGCUGGGAGUGUUGAUCCUACUUGUGCUCUACGACGAGUCGCUUCUCGUCAGCACCAGGGGGCUGGUAACACUCAUGAGCGUCAGCGGCACUGCACUGGCACUCCUCCGUGGACUCGUGGCGCCAGAGAAGGCCGUCAAGGCGCCUAAACGUUACAUGCGAUCCGCCAUGUUUUAUAUACACUACGCGCCGCUGAUCUCCGCGUUGAAAGCUCCUACGGCCCGAUCAGUGCGCAAAAACUUCGCCAGACUCUACGAGACCCAGUGGACUCGUCUUGAAGAGAAUCACGAUUCCCAACAGGCAACAAUUCUUACACGACUCCUGGCACCAAUACUGAACCCAGCCUUCCUCGCAUUCGAAGUCUACCCUAGAGCCGAACUCAUAGUGGACUUUUUGGCUAAGCAUACGGUAAAACGACCAGGGAUAGGAGACGUAUGUACGGCAGCAUUGUUUGAUCUGAAGUAUCACGGCAGUCCUAUGUGGUGGCCAAAAACAUUUUUCACGGAAGGAAACAGCGACGAUGCGACUAACUGGCCCCCACGAGUUGAAUUGUCUUUAUUGAGAUUCGCAGCGUGGAAUCAGAACUGGAGACCUCGACAAGGUUCCGUUCAAGCAAGAUUUCUCCAAGCUGUUCAACGCGAAUUUCUCGGCGAAGACAACGACAAGCAGCAGCAAACAGAAGAAUCCGAAUCGGUUUUGCCCACGUCGCAGAAAGGGGUAUUCAAAGAGCCCACUACGGAAAAAGUCCAACACAUGAACAUGAAAAGCAUUUGUGAUGGUCAACUGGAAAAACUAUGCUCGAAUCAUCAUGGUCAUAAAGGGUGCUUUCUUGUUCGCGACGAUGACACAGUCGACGAAGGGCAUGCAUACCUUGCCGAGGUUAUGAACGAACCAACGAAAGCUGCUCGAAAGAAGAAGCCAGAGGAAGAAAAGCGUUUUCUAAGCGAAGAAAACCUUGGAGAUGUCAUUCUUUUUUUGUACGACGUGUAUUGGCAUAAUCUUCAUGAGCAACAAAGGCGUCUCCGACGCGAGGGCGAAAGUAGCGAGACUAUAUCGGAAAGUAACAGCAGCAGUUCCUUGAUACAUGGCCAUGAAACGCGAGGAGAUACCCGUUUCCCAGCACGAAGAACUGACAUAGAUCUAGACAUACACACCACUCAACGGCGACCACCGGCGGUGCCGCUUACGGAAGCUUUGGAGAACAACUGACGAUUCCCAUGAAACAACAAAAUGAUGACUUUUUGCACAAUUUGAUUCCGAAUGCAAACUUGUGAAAAAAAAUUCACUCACCGUUCCGGAAGCUCAAGAAGGUUCUCCUACAUGAGGGGAGUGGUAUUGCCCUCCAGCUCAUAACAGCUUCACUUCUUACACAAUCGCUACAUCUACCAGCGCGCGAUGAUCAAUUCCGUUCCUCUUCUCGGAAGCCAUGACAUUGUUAUCAUGCUUCUUUAUCAUUUUACGAACUGCGGAAAUAAAAUACCAGGUGAGUGUGGCGCGAAAAUGUCCACGGAUUCAUCUCGCCACAGAAGCACGCCUCCUUUCUCGAGGACCGCAUUUACACGGUUGACUUACGUGCAAUUCCCUGGGCAUCAACGAAGAAGUUAAUCUACACAAUCACGACGAACACAUCUGAUCACACUCCCAAACGCACGGAACUUCGUCGCCAAUAAAUCUGCUUUCGCAAUUUAUAUCGCUUCAG
Molecule: messenger RNA, 3094 nt
Organism: Notodromas monacha
Lineage: Eukaryota; Metazoa; Arthropoda; Ostracoda; Podocopida; Cyprididae
Source: the annotation of a GenBank genome assembly